ACUCAAGUUUCGGAAAUAGAUGGCGAGUGGUGUUUCCUGAUCCAACUAAUGUGUGUGUAAUUUUACACUCAAGUUGAGUUAAAUUGUUUUGGUGUUUAAUUUAAUAAUUGUUUUCAUUUAAGUUAAUCAAUAAUGGGUAUUGAUAUUUGCCACAAAAAUGACCGAAAGGUUAGAAGGAAAGCACCUAAAAGUAAGGAUCCUUAUCUUCUGCUGUUAGUUAAGCUGUAUCGUUAUCUUGCUCGUAGGACCGGUAAAAAGUUUAAUAACAUUAUUCUAAGACGUCUGUUUAUGAGUCAAACAAAUCGAGCUCCUAUUUCUCUAAUGGGUUUGAUCCGUCAAGUUAAGAAGCCAGGUAAUGAGAAUAAAAUAGCUGUCAUAAUCGGGGAUGUAUUGAAUGACAUUCGUGUCCACGAGGUUCCAAAAAUGACUGUCUGUGCUCUCCGAUUCUCAAAGCAAGCUCGAAGAAGGAUAUUAGAAGCUGGUGGAGAAUGUUUAACCAUUGACCAGCUCGCUGUCAAAUCUCCAACCGGUAAGAAUACACUUCUUAUCCAAGGACGAAGAACCGCUAGAGAGGCUUGCAAACACUUUGGUCCAGCUCCUGGUGUUCCACACUCUCACACUAAACCAUAUGUUAGGUCUAAAGGACGUAAAUUUGAAAAAGCUCGUGGACGAAGAGCCAGUCGUGGUUAUAGAAAGUAAAAUCUUAUGGAUUUGUAAUUUGAUUAAUGCGUUAAUAUGGAUUUCGCUUGAUUUUGUUGACGCAAGUCAAUUGUAAUACAUUAAUCGUUUGAUAAAAUCAAUAAAUUAUUAACGAUUGAA
This is a messenger RNA of Tetranychus urticae (two-spotted spider mite), 819 nucleotides long. RefSeq names its product ribosomal protein L18 (gene RpL18). Gene Ontology annotation, biological process: translation. The record is from RefSeq and is a predicted model, not a curated record. NCBI's taxonomy places the organism in Eukaryota, Metazoa, Arthropoda, Arachnida, Trombidiformes, Tetranychidae. Gene Ontology annotation, cellular component: cytosolic large ribosomal subunit; ribosome. Gene Ontology annotation, molecular function: structural constituent of ribosome; RNA binding.